UCACCAUGCAACGUGACAGAAGCUGUUCGACUAAUGAGGCAAAAUCGUUGUUUUGUCUGUGUGCACGAGCCGGUUUGUCUCGCGAGACUCGGUAAAUUAGAUUAACUAAGAUGAUGGAUGCUCUGUCUGUGGUGACCCAGCUCCGGGACCUGGCGUCGGAGCCCCAGAACCGGGAGGCAAUAGUCCAGGACCAGGGCUGUCUCCCCGGCCUGGUUCUCUUCCUGGACCACCAGGACCCGCAAGUGCUGUUCGCCACCCUGCAGACUAUGCGCUACCUGGCAGAGUGGCCCCUGAACAUCACCACUAUGAAGAAUGAACUGGGCAUGAUGGUCAGCCUGGUGACCCUGAUGGAGAGGAGUGGUUUGUGUGAUGACAUCAAUACCCUGUCGCGGGAGGUGUAUGGAAUCCUGAGUGCCCCGCCCAGCCCAGAGAAAGAGAGGAGGAGAAACAAACCCCAGUUCUUCCUCAACUCUUCCAAAGGGAAGAACAAGUCUGUCACUCUGCACAUCCAAGGCCUGGACAGCACUGCCCAGCGAGGUGUGUGUGAGGAGGCUCUGCUGAAGGUGAAAGGAGUGAUCAGCUUCACCUUCCAGAUGGCUUCUAAGAGAUGCACCGUUCGCAUCCGCUCUGACCUGCCCACUGAAGCCCAGCGAGGUGUGUGUGAGGAGGCUCUGCUGAAGGUGAAAGGAGUGAUCAGCUUCACCUUCCAGAUGGCUUCUAAGAGAUGCACCGUUCGCAUCCGCUCUGACCUGCCCACUGAAAGUCUGGCGUCGGCCAUCGCUGCUACCAAGGUGCUGUCAGCCCAACAGGUGGUGAGGAAUGAAGUUGGGGAGGAGGUCCUGCUCCCCCUCAGUGUGUGUGUUGGUAAUCUGAGGGAGGAGAACGUAUCCAUACCAGACUACCUCCCAGAGGACGAGAGUCCCGAGAGCGAGACAGACCGCGCCGUGUCCCGUACCGCAGCCAAGGACAACACCUCUGGCAGCUGGCUCGGCUCAGCAGCCACUUUCCUCACCAGAUCCUUCUACUGGUGAAACUGGGGCCCUCAAGAGCCGGCAUGGCUGUUCUCACAGGGGACACCUGAACUGGGAACACAGCACUACUGCCCCCGUAUGGCUGCAUCCCCAUUCUCAACACAUCUCCUGAAGUGUACACUAUGGCUGCAUCCCCAUUCUACAACACAUCUCCUGAAGUGUACACUAUGGCUGCAUACCCAUUCUACAACAUAUCUCCUGAAGUGUACACUAUGGCUGCAUCCCCAUUCUACAACACAUCUCCUGAAGUGUACACUAUGGCUGCAUACCCAUUCUACAACACAUCUCCUGAAGUGUACACUAUGGCUGCAUACCCAUUCUACAACACAUCUCCUGAAGUGUACACUCCCCAUCAUGGAUUUAAAAGCAUUUGAUUGGUAUAAACAUUGGCUGUAGGUGUAAACAUUGGCAGUAGGUGUAAACAUUGGCUGUAGGUCUAAACAUUUUGGCUGUAGAUGUAAACAUUUGGCUCUAGGUGUAAACAUUUGGCUCUAGGUGUAAACAUUUGGCUCUAGGUGUAAACAUUUGGCUCUAGGUGUAAACAUUUGGCUCUAGGUGUAAACAUUUGGCUCUAGGUGUAAACAUUUGGCUGUAGGUGUAAACAUUUGGCUCUAGGUGUAAACAUUUGGCUCUAGGUGUAAACAUUUGGCUCUAGGUGUAAACAUUUGGCUCUAGGUGUAAACAUUUGGCUCUAGGUGUAAACAUUUGGCUCUAGGUGUAAACAUUUGGCUCUAGGUGUAAACAUUUGGCUCUAGGUGUAAACAUUUGGCUCUAGGUCUAAACAUUUGGCUCUAGGUCUAAACAUUUGGCUGUAGGUGUAAACAUUUGGCUCUAGGUGUAAACAUUUGGCUCUAGGUGUAAACAUUUGGCUCUAGGUGUAAACAUUUGGCUCUAGGUCUAAACAUUUGGCUCUAGGUCUAAACAUUUGGCUCUAGGUCUAAACAUUUGGCUCUAGGUGUAAACAUUUGGCUCUAGGUGUAAACAUUUGGCUCUAGGUGUAAACAUUUGGCUCUAGGUGUAAACAUUUGGCUCUAGGUGUAAACAUUUGGCUCUAGGUGUAAACAUUUGGCUCUAGGUCUAAACAUUUGGCUCUAGGUGUAAACAUUUGGCUCUAGGUGUAAACAUUUGGCUCUAGGUGUAAACAUUUGGCUCUAGGUGUAAACAUUUGGCUCUAGGUGUAAACAUUUGGCUCUAGGUGUAAACAUUUGGCUCUAGGUCUAAACAUUUGGCUCUAGGUCUAAACAUUUGGCUCUAGGUGCACACGAGGGGACAGAGAGAAACAGGAUGUGACCAGUGGUGUAAAAAGUAAAGAUACCUUAAUAGAAAAUGACGUAAAAGUAAAAGUCAGUAAAAUACUACUUGAGUAAACGUCAAAGUAUUUGGUUUUAAAUAUACUUAAGUUUCAAAAGUAAAAUAAUGAAAUACUUCAAAUUCCUUAUAUUAAGCAAAUCAGACGGCAAUAUUAGCUUUUAAAAUUUUUAAUUUACAGAUAGCCACGGGUGCUCCAACACUCAGACAUCAUUUACAAACAAAGCUUAGUGAGUCCACCAGAUCAGAGGCAGUAGUGAUGACCAGAGA
Molecule: messenger RNA, 2609 nt
Organism: Oncorhynchus kisutch (coho salmon)
Lineage: Eukaryota; Metazoa; Chordata; Actinopteri; Salmoniformes; Salmonidae
Gene: armc1l
Product: armadillo repeat containing 1, like
Exons: 8
Coding region: 111-1031 (306 amino acids)
Molecular function (GO): protein binding; metal ion binding
Source: RefSeq, a predicted model, not a curated record